GUGCAGUUUAUCUUUAAGGAGGCUAGAGAAAUAAGAAAUGAGCCUCACGUUGCAUGGGUGACAUCACUGGCUUUUGGCUCAGCGCUCUGUAUGCUCGGUCUGUCUGCUUUAGCCAAGGCUGCAGGGCUCGGUGUUUGAACAAGGAAAGAUUCCCAGGUGUACAGAAGAUUGGAUUCGCUCUUAUCUGGGUUAAAAAAAAACGGUGAAAUGAGAUUUCUAAAGCUUGGGGACUUCAGCUCGCCUUCUGUUGCACUUGAUCUCUACAAGAUGGGUGAGUUAUUCCCAUUAGAGAGAAAGGGAGUGGAAAUUUAAGGAGAAAAAAAAAAAAAACAACAAACCAAACCCAAACAUGUCUGAAUAUAUAACUGCUGAUGCUGGGGAUACGAUGCGUAUGAAGAUGCUGAGCUAAAAACCUCAGCUCCAACGUGGAGAUCGGGCCAUAUGGCAGAGAAAUGGUGCAGCCCGAAAGCUGUUGACAACAGUUAGUGGCUGCUUUCCUCUUCUCCCCGCUGUAAGGUGUGUAGCUUGCUUUUUUUUCCCCCUUCCCCUGGUUUGUUUUGGUUUGAUUCCCCAAGACCUCCCUCCCCUCCCCGCUCCUCAGCAUCCUCGCAGCCAGCCCUAGCCCUGCCUGCCCGCCUUCAUCUUGCAGAUGGCUAACGUGCCGCCGUGUUAGGAAAACUGUGCUCAACACCACCACAGCCCAGCGCCGGGGAGGGAGCAAGCUCUUCAGAUACCGGCUGAAUAGAAGGGGGGUGCUGGGUGAGUUUGUGGGUGCGUUCGGGGGGGAAGGAAGCGAGAUGCCGGGCCCGAGGACUGCUGCCGGUGCUGCCUAGCGGGAGGUGCGCGGUCGGCGGCCGGUCCCGCCGGGGCUGCGGCUGCUCCCGCCGCCCCGCAGCCCUCGGCCCGGUCCUCCCCGGUCCUGCCCGGCCCGGCCCCGGGAAGGGAUCUCGGCGUUCCGCUGCCUGGAUGACAGCGCAGACGAGAAAAGCAGGCGAGUGAAUGGCAAGGCGAGGCUGGCGGAGAGAAGGCGAGCCAAGAUGUCAGUGACUGUCAGCGAAGUCUGCUAAGGGAGGGAGAGACCUGCGCGUGCCCGCGCUCCCACAGACAGCCGGGGAGGAUCUGUUCUGGCCACGAUUUAAAACAGCAGCAGCAGCAACAACAGAUUGCUCCCCGCCUUGCGCUCCCUCCCCUUCGACCCCGCUUUAAACCCAAGCAAGUGACGGACCGUCGAGACCAUGCAGAUGACGAUGCUCCCGCUGAGCCACUGACAAAGAAAAGGCAAGUCACCCAUUCCUGAAACCGGGAUAACUGCCCGCCUGCAAGCGGGAGAUCUCUGGCUGUUGAACUUUUCUGUCCUGUGGUGAUGCCGUGGUGAGCCUGCUGAUCUGAAAGAAAGCCAUCUCUUUUGGAUCCUGAGCCGGCCAGACUGAAAGAGAUUAAUGGAGUGAUCAGCAGUAGCUGUCAGUUCUCUCCCAGGGGAUACAUCCCUUCAGCCCCUGUCACUCUGGUGCUUGUGGUGAGGGGAACAGGACAUCUUUGUGAGGGUGGGUCACUGGCACGCUCCCCUUCGAGGUGGAAGUCUGUGUUUCUCCUCUGCAGAGCAGAAGAGGCAGAUGAGACUCCAAGACUGCCACCAGGGCAGAACUUUGUAGUGGUCUCAGCAUCCCUCUGCAUCGUGGAUGUGAGCCACGGGAGUUGGGGAUGUUUGAAGCAGCCUCUGCCAAGUGACACCCAGCAGCUGCUCCAGAGGCUUUUGCGUGGUCUCUCGCUCAAGGGCUUUGCCUGUUGUGAAGAUGUCCAUGGUGUUUCUGUGAAGCUGAGGUAUGGCUGCUGGAAGGUUACUGCUGUACGCUGGCCUCUCUUUAGCUCUGUGUGCCCUGGGCAUGCUGGCUGUGGCGAUCUGCUCUGACCAUUGGUAUGAAACUGAUGCCAGGAAGCACAGAGAGAGAUGCAAGAGCAUCACCACCAAGAGAAAUGAUCCUGGCUUCAUUUAUAACUCCAAUAACAACCUGCCUCUCAGGGCCAGCAGGUCUAGGUUAGACCGUUGGGAAGGGAAACUCCUCUUGGCAAGAAACAGGAGGCAGAUCUUCGCUAUGAGUGCAGUCGAUGAGUGCAACAGACAGUACAACUCGACCAACAUGGGGCUCUGGAGGAAAUGCCACCGACAAGGAUUUGACCAAGAGCUGGAGGAGCUGAUUGCCAAAGGAGCAAUUGAGCGGUGCACAUACAUCAAGUACCACUACUCCUCAGCAACCAUUCCCAAGAACCUUACCUACAACAUCACCAAGACAAUCCGCCAAGAUGAGUGGCACGCCUUGCAUCUGCGCAGGAUGACAGCUGGCUUCAUGGGCAUGGCUGUGGCCAUCAUCCUCUUUGGAUGGAUUAUUGGGGUGCUGGGGUGCUGUUGGGAUCGAGGCCUUAUGCAGUAUGUGGCAGGGCUUCUCUUCCUCAUGGGAGGUACCUUAUGGUAUUCACUACUGAAAUUACUCUUCCCAUCUGUUCUUUGCAAAGGAAAGCAAGAAAACAAAGCAAGCGAAGAUGUCACAUAAAUGGAGUUAAUAACGCCUGUGCAUUUUGAGAGCAUGGAUAGCAGGUUUGUAACUGUGGCUCAAACUGCUUUCAUUUAAUGUAAAAUACAAGACUGUUCUAAUCUAGCCUUGUUAAGUCCCAGAGUCUUACACUGCCCCCAGUAUCAUCUUAUCAUAGAUCCUUACAGCAGCAUAUUGAGUGAAAAGAAUGCCUAACCAGUGCAAAAAGCAAAGCCAACCUUUGAACUGACACCAGAUCACAAUGUGAUAUGAAUUCAAAGAAAAUACACUCUAUGCAGUAAAAGAAACUACAAGGAGUUCAAAAGCAAUGUCUGUGUUAUAAUUAGAAUGUCAGUUAGUAACACAAGAAUAACAACAAUAAUGUAACAAUUUUUAAAACCAUAUCACUUGGGAAAUUUCUGGAAGAUAAAUGCAAUGUGAAGCUGUACAAAACCCAAACUAGCUAAAGAGCUCAUUGGAAUACAUUUGCUGAAAAUGCUUAUACAGAGUUUAUAAGGAAACAUGUUUGGAAGAACUCUCUAAUGUCUUGCAAAACCUAAGGAAGCAGUAUGUAUGACAGGAUCUCCAGCAACCUUUCCCUAAAGGGAGGAGUAAAAAGGUAACCUUUGAAAUAACUGAAAGCUGGGAGACAAUGAAAAAGCUGAACAUCAGAUUUUAUUCUAAUUUAAAAGAAAAAAAAACAACAAAGUAUAUUUAUGCAUUCAUCAGCACAUGAAAACAUCAAGGCCUUUACUUCACAGACCAAUGAAAUGGCCAGUAACAAUUCAUGAGCAAUUGUCAGUAUUAGAUGUGGGAUAUAUCAUUUGGCAGGGAUUGAAGUAGACCAAUUGAUAGUAACUCAGCAGGAUUAUAUUCUUCCUAAGUGGCCAUAUUUUGUGCUCCAAAAUCCAUGAUAAAUUAAUCUUUUAGCUUCUACAGAGGCAAAGAUAUUUCGCUGGUGAAGAGGCAUGGGAAUGGUUCAUCAUAACAGUGAUGAAUCUUUUCAGCCUGCCUUUGCCUGCAACUGAUUCUGUUGCUCUCUCAACUCCACCUAAGUAGAAGGAUAAACCAACUUGCCAUCACAGAGCACUGCCACUGACUUUGGAAGAAGUGAAACUUUGAGCAAACAUACUAAUGUGCUGGGUAUGCAAUCUAAGAUGUCAGCCAGAUGUGUUCAGUGGGCCGUGGUGAUGCACACAAUUGAGUCAAAACAAAAUGAAAAUAGAAGCAUUUAAUAGGAAACCAACUGGGACUCUCUCCUUCAAACUGUGGCUGCUGCUCUUUGAUUACAACUGCCCAAGGCCCCACUCCAUCUGGUCCACGGAUUAGGCUGUCACUGCCUCAGUGAAAAAUGAAUCAUUGUUACAGAUGUAACUGUAGUUUUCAGAAGCUCUUCUGAAUAUAGGAUCAUCUGGCUAUAGAAUGUAACCAGGACGGCAUAUAGCAGCAGCUGGAUUUUCAGGUAGGUGAUAUCUUAACGUAAACACAGGUAAGUAGUAUGCAACAUUACAUUCCAGGACAGACAGAAAUCAAGAAAAGCCUUAAAACUUACAGUGUCUCAUCCCGAUGUACAACAGGGAUAAAUGGAGAGAAUAUGACAUUUAUUCUGGCUAUUGAACAAUGAGCAUUAAUGUCUGCUAGAAUCAAAAUGCUGGACUGGAGAUUCUCAUGGCUUAAAUCACUCAGAUUCUGUCUGCAGAAGUGGAAAUACCUGCUUGCAGGUGUAAGCCCAGAAGAGGUUAUGUAUUACCAGCAAGCUGGUUGAUGGCUACAUCUCUUCCAAAUAGAUGCUGCUUAUCGUGGCACACACACACCAUGAGAAUGUCUGCGCUAUGCAUUUGGUCUCUCUCUUUCUCUCUCCCUCUCUGUAUUGUACUAUUUGCUAUGCAAAGUCCCUUAAUAUGUAGCAGCGCCAUAGUAACAACAUGAGCUCAGAGAUGAGUGGCCUUAGCUUGCAUCAGCAGGACUUUCUUAAGGGUCAUUUUGUCUGUUGCCCUGCUAUAUUUAAAACUUAGGGUCCAGGGCUGCUCACCCUAACCACAGAAUCACAGAAUGGUUUGGGUUGGAAAGGACCUUAAAGAUCAUCCAGUUCCAAUCCCCCUGCAACAGGCAACGACACCUUCCACUAGACACUUCCACAAUGGCACCUGCAUUUACUGAAUCCAAAUAGGUUGGGAGUGAGUGCAGAGCCUUUUGAAACCUGUCUGUGCUAAAGGAACAAGUUCCUGACAAGAUUGCCACAGAGCAAUUUAAUGGGUUUCUGCAGCUGUUCAAAAGCUGUGAAUAUUUCUAUUCAUUCCCUUGGAAAAAAAGGUUAAUAAACUUUGAGAAUCAGGGAAUAUUUCUAUGUAAUAGCUCAGUCAUGGGAAGAGGGGGCAGGGUGUAAAGGUGGUGGUUUUUUGCUGCAGAAAUAUGCUAGGCACAGUCCUGAAUUUCCUUCUAGGGAUGGUGAAGUGCAUGUUGUGUUCUGCGUACAGAAGAGCCAAAGAAGAGCAAGGAAGGGAAGAAAGGGGAGAGAUUAUUCUUGUGCAGAGUUUCUCUGAGCUACCCAACAAAAAAACCUGCCAGUGGGAUUCAGAUCUUUCUCCAACACAGUGAAGCAAGCACUCAUUUCUGACAUGACUACCCCGGGGACUCACACCUCUAGACAGAGCUGGAAAUGAGGGCUAGAGAAUCCAUCAUGAACUUUCUCUGCUCUCACAGGUAGGAACUUUCUUUGAUUAGCUUUAGUGGCUGCAGUGCUCUCUUACACAGGAUGGUGGCCAGGGGUGGAACAGAGAAAGAGCUCUGUCUGCAGCCAGCCUGUGCCCAUGGCUUGUGGGGAGAGAAGAGCUGGAGGGUGAUGAUCCUGUAAGGCUGGGGCUUCAAUCCCACAGCCUGAUCUGGAGAGACAGGCCUGCUGCCAUCCACCAAGGAAAAGGGCUCUUCCCCACCUUAAAUCAUGCUUGGUGUUCAGGUGCUGUAGAAUUAAAGUAAAGCAAAUUAUAACCUCCCUCGCUGUGCCAGACACAAGAGAUUUACAGCCUGGGUUUUUCUCAUCAGCUGCACAAAAGCUAUGCACUGAUAUUAAUCAUGUGUAGAAAGCGGGGAGGCAGACUACAAUCAGUAACAACCUUGCCUCACUCUAGCAGGAACACAGGCUUACAUUGGUGUGACAAACACACAGCUUCUACACAGCAAUAAAUCUGGUCUCUUUGCAAUAAAAGCAGCUAUCUGCAUUUUACUUGCACAGAAGCACUUGAAGACAUACGACCACCUUGAUGGCAAGAGGUAUGAAUGACAGCACUGCUAUUUUAUACCCUCAGCCUAUCCUUAGCUGAGUCACGAAUGCCAGAAUAACCAGCAGGCAGAGGGGUCUCAAUUCUUCAUCACGAUAAGGAUGACAGAACGACUACACUGUCUGUUUCUUUUGUGCAUGCAUAGGCAUAUAUCCUUUACGCUACCAUCACGAAAAACUCUUCUCUGCCCUUGUACAGUGCUGAUACAGGACUUAGUGGAGAUGCACAUGGGGUCAUCCACUUCAGCCAUAUGAGGCUUACCUAUGGCCUACCACAUGGCUACAAUUAGCUUUCAGACCAUGAAUUUGAAUAAAGCCCCACUGGUACUAAGUGGUGACUGUGAGCAGGACUUCUGUUCCUGAUUCUGAAGCUCCCACGCAAAACUACAUAUCAAAUGAUGAAACCAGUAACUUCAGCAAAAUGAAUAUAUAUGGUCAAUCUCAUUGCCAGAGAAACAGUAACAACAGAAAAACAGCAGUCCAGAUGAGGUAGCUAAGAUGAGGACCUGAGGACAGAUUGUGCUGGACAGAAGACUAAAUCAUUCUCUGGCCUUGUCAGUUGUAGGUUAUUGCCAAGCAAUGGACAAAAAUAUCUAUAUUAUUUCACCCAUAUUCUCUGGCUUAGAAGAGCAAUUAGACAGUUGAGCAUGUGGCUUUCCUAAAGUUACAAACAAGUAUGUCCCUGAAGCACAGUCAUGUAUCUGAGGCCACCAGGCCUGGCACUGGUGGUAGAGGCACAAUGACAUUUUUACUCUUCAAAAAUGGGUUAGACCUGAGCAACAGGGAUUAGGUACUCACCCGUCUUCACACACAAUUUGUGUGAUAAUUUUAGGUGACACAUCACCAGUCAAGUAUUAGAAUUGCAGAAAAGCUUUUUGAAGGACUAUAUUUUUUUCCCCUACAAACCAUCUAGUAAUCAGAAUAAAACGAAACACGUAUUCCAGCCUCCUCUGAGCAGUUUUCUGAAAAAGGUAGCAGUCAUUUUAAUUGGCCUAUAAUACAUAAUACACUAUAUAAUCUAGAGGAUGUUCAAGAUCAACGCUUUAUGCUCUCAUUUUCCAGUACACAUACUCUAAUACCUCCUUCUAUUGAUAUGACAUGCAGAAAACUAGGACAGCUAAAAGAGAAGUACCUGGUGUGCACAGCAGCAUGGCAGGUGUGAUCUACCUUGAGGGUGAUCAGACAGCCACAACCAAGAACGAGGACAUACAUGUCUGCCAAGGGGGAUUUCAGAAUGAAUGCUGCGUCCUAAGUAAAGCCAAGUAAUGAGACAAGCGCACAAUCUGUUAUUGUUGUCUGCAGUGUUUCUGCCUUCUAAGAGCAGUUCUCUUAAAAAUGCCCCAUCUCAAAAUCACCAGCCCAAAUUCUCAGACAUCA
Pezoporus flaviventris is the source of this 7182-nucleotide messenger RNA. RefSeq names its product transmembrane protein 178B (gene TMEM178B). Gene Ontology annotation, cellular component: membrane. The coding region runs from base 1824 to 2549 and encodes 241 amino acids. The record is from RefSeq and is a predicted model, not a curated record. The transcript is spliced from 4 exons. NCBI's taxonomy places the organism in Eukaryota, Metazoa, Chordata, Aves, Psittaciformes, Psittacidae.